This is a messenger RNA of Oryza brachyantha (malo sina), 786 nucleotides long. RefSeq names its product protein DMP5-like. The coding region runs from base 1 to 786 and encodes 261 amino acids. NCBI's taxonomy places the organism in Eukaryota, Viridiplantae, Streptophyta, Magnoliopsida, Poales, Poaceae. Gene Ontology annotation, biological process: endomembrane system organization. The transcript has a single exon. The record is from RefSeq and is a predicted model, not a curated record.
AUGGCCACGGCGACAGCAGCGACGGCCGGCGGCGAAGCCGAAGUCCAGAUAGCGGUUGCACAUGGCGCCGCCCCCGCCGCCGCAGCCGGAGCCGCAGGCGAUGUGAACCGGGAGAGGUCCGAGACGUCGAGCCCCUCCCGUGGCGGCAGCACCACCACCCCUCAGCGGCCGGUGAUCAAGGGGUCCUCUCCACAACCGCCGCCGCCGACGGCUAUGGACAAGACGCUAUCCAGCGUGGCGAACCUCGCGAAACUCCUGCCGACGGGCACGGCCCUGGCGUUCCAGUCGCUGUCGCCGUCGUUCACCAACAGGGGCGCGUGCCUCACGUCCAACCGGUACCUCACCGCGGCGCUCCUCUACCUCUGCGUCCUCUCCUGCAUCUUCUUCUCCUUCACCGACAGCUUCGUGGGCGGCGACGGGAAGCUCUACUACGGCGUGGCCACGGCCAAGGGCUUCCUCGUGUUCAACUACGACCCCAGCAGCGGCGGCGGCGGCGGCGAUGACGACGACGACCAGCGGCGCCGGAGGGAGGUGUUCAAGGACCUCCGCAGGCUGAGGAUACGGUGGGUGGACUACGUGCACGCGGUGUUCACGGCGGUGGUGUUCCUGACGGUGGCGUUCAGCAGCACAGCCGUGCAGACCUGCUACUUCCCCGACUCCGGCGACAACGUCAAGCAGCUGCUCACCAACCUGCCCCUCGGCGCCGGCUUCCUGUCCACCACCGUCUUCCUCGUCUUCCCGACGACGCGCAAGGGCAUUGGAUACGGUGACCCGUCUACGAAUUAA